Molecule: messenger RNA, 2348 nt
Organism: Dermatophagoides farinae (American house dust mite)
Lineage: Eukaryota; Metazoa; Arthropoda; Arachnida; Sarcoptiformes; Pyroglyphidae
Gene: Pms2
Product: mismatch repair endonuclease PMS2
Biological process (GO): mismatch repair
Cellular component (GO): MutLalpha complex
Molecular function (GO): ATP hydrolysis activity; mismatched DNA binding; ATP binding
Source: RefSeq, a predicted model, not a curated record
UUUGAUUUUCAUCUUGAAGUAAAUAAAACGUUAUUGAUUCAAUUAUCAUCCAUCCAUCGAUUCAACAAUUGAAAACAUCAUGGAUAUUAAACAAUUGGAUCCACAAACAAUACGACGAAUAAGUUCUGGUCAGGUGAUUGCAUCAAUGUCAUCGGCUUUGAAAGAAUUGAUUGAAAAUGCAUUGGAUGCAUCGGCCACAUCGAUCGUUAUACGAUUCAUUGAACAGGGAAAAGAUUCGAUUGAAGUUAUCGACAACGGUUGUGGUAUUGAUGCAGAUAAUUUUGAUUUAUUGUGUCGCCGUAAUUGUACAUCGAAACUGUUGGAAUUUGAUCAACUAAACAAUGUUCGCACUUAUGGAUUUCGUGGCCAAGCAUUGAAUUCUUUGUGCAAUUUAUGUGAAUUACAAAUUCAUACACGACAUUCAAAUCAACAAAUUGGCACUAUGAUUCGAUUUGAUACAAAUGGUGAAAUUAUUGGCCGUGAAAAUUGUGCUCGUAAAAUCGGUACGACAGUAACAUUGGCGAAUCUAUUCAAACCACUUCCAGUACGGCGGAAAGAAUUAUGUCAAAAUCUGCGUCGAUCAUUCGAUCGAACAUUGGCAAUGAUUUAUCAAUAUUGUGUCGGAAUUAUCGGGUUUCGAUUAUCGUGUUGGCAUCAUCGUAGUGGUUCAUAUGAAAUUAUCUUCAAUAAUAAUGGUCAAUCAAUUCAAUCGAAUAUUGUGUCGAUAUUCAAUUAUAAACAAUUUUUAAAUCUAAUGCCAUUUAUUGUGGAUGAAGAUGCCAUUGAAUCCGGUCAAAAUCAAAUACAGAUCAGUGGCUAUAUAUCAAAGCCAGAUAAAGGUUGUGGUCGUUCCGUUCAGGAUCGACAAUAUUUUUAUAUUAAUAAUCGUCCAUGUGAUCUGCCACAACUAUCACGACAAAUCAAUCAAAUGUAUCGACAAUAUAAUCGUAACCAAUAUCCAUUUGUUGUUUUGCGAAUUGAUACCGAUUCUCAGCUGCUAGAUCUAAAUUGUACACCAGAUAAACGUACGAUUUUACUUGCAAAUCAACAAUAUCUUACUCGUUUAAUUGAGAGAUCCUUGAUACGAAUGUUUAAUCGUGAUACAAAUGAAGUGCUGAUGAUGAACCAAACACAAACACAGAUUCGUUCAUUUUUAUCUACUGAUCCUUCGACUGCCAAAUGUUCAACACCAAUCAAACCAAACAACCAUAAUGAUGGUCAGGAAUUGUCAGCUAUAAGUCAAAUUCCACCAAUUAAAAAACCCGAAUUGAUUCUAAUUCCUGAACCGCCAUCUCAAACGGCAACAGAAUUUAAACAUCCAUUUUUUGAAUCAUUAAAAAUUACUUCAUCACCAAUCGUGGACAUACCAUCAAUCAAACAGCCAAAAAUUAAAUCCAAUGUUCGAAUGAAUAGUCCAUCCAAAACGGCGGAUAUUCAACACGAACGAAAAAAAAGAAAACAGGAAUCCACAACCACCAAUGACACGAAAAUCGUCAUUAUCAAUGAAGUAGAAGAAGAUGAAUCACCACGAAAUGAGAUUAUAGUCGAUGUAACAAUCGAUAGUAUCUGCAAUGGUUAUCGUCGUGGUGGAAAAAUUUCCAAUCAAAAACAACAUUGUUCCACCGAAAAUCAAGGUGGAACAAGGGUUAGAAUUGCUAAAGAAUUAUUCGGAAAAGCUCGUAUCGUUGGGCAAUAUAAUCUUGGUUUUAUCGUCGUUCGUUACGAUGAUAACUUAUUUGUAUUAGAUCAACAUGCAUUGGAUGAACGGUUCAAUUAUGAAAAAUUAUUGUCAAAUCCACCAAUUACUAGACAAAGAAUGGUUGUAGCAAAAUCACUAAAAUUAUCAACGACCAGUGAAAUGUUAUUAUUGGAUAAUAUGGAAAUUUUCCAACAAUUUGGUUUCGAUUUCCUCGUCGAUUAUGAUCGUCCAAUUGGUCAUCGUGUUCAAAUGACACAGAUACCUAUGGCUAAUCGAUGGACGGCAAAUGAAUCGGAUGUUGAAGAAUUGAUCGCCACUUUAUUCGAUACACCUUCUUUGGUGGUAGUAAACAACACCACUAUGGAAUCAAAUUAUUCUCGAUUCAUGUUUCGUGGUCUGAAACGUGAAAUUGCAUCCAAAGCAUGUAGAUCAAGCAUUAUGAUUGGUGAUUUUCUAACCCGUUUACAGAUGAAAAUGCUUAUAGCGAAAAUGAUCGAUGUACGUAAUCCGUGGCAUUGUGCACAUAAUCGACCAACAAUACGACAUUUAAUUUCUAUUUCAAAUUUUCCACCUUUGUGAAUAACAUUUAUCUGUGAAAACAACAAAAAGUUUAAAAUUUUUUUUUAAUUCAUAAAACGAACCCAAUUUC